UAAUUUCGGCGGUUUUAGUGUCCGACGUAAUGUUCAAUUUCUUUUGGCAGUUAUUUUCUUUUUUCCCCCUUUUUAUGUGUUUUAAUUUUUAAACUGAGGAAGUGAUGCAUCUGAUAGUGAUUAGUGUUGUAUUUGAGAAGGGGAGAGUGAUGUGAUUGAUGAACCCUAAUCUCUUGUCGCCGUUCAUCUUCCACCUCUCUCAUACAUCUCUUUGCUGCCGCCCGUUGCAGCUCAUCUCCUCGUCGCCGUCGCCGCUGCAAACAAUGUCGUUGUUGCUACCUUCAACGAGCUCUGCGAUUUGGUUGCACCUUCUCUGUCACUUCCAAUAGGUAAUCUUUUUCAUCUUCUUCUUUUGAUUUUUCCUCUCACUUCAUACUUUUAGAUCUAGUUUAUGAUCUAGUAGGAACAAAUAGAGAAUGCUUGCUCACUAAGUCGCGUCAGCAAAUCAGAUCUACCAAAAUAUUCGACGGCAUCCUCGGUCAGAGAUUCGUCGCGAAAUGGACAUAGCUGUUGUCCCUCUUCAAGUCAUUCUUCCAAUACUAGAGAGCCAGGUAAAGAUGCUGCAGAUGCAAGGAGCUCAGAGGCCUUCGUUGCACUUUGCUUGCUGACUAUUGCUGGAACUUCACUUGCCAUGCAGCAUUUGGAUUUUAGUGAUAUGUGGCAAACAUAUUAUUCUGUGAUUCUCUUGCUGGUGUCGGGUUUUUGUACUCGAAUAAGACGACGGAUCUGUACACAUUUGGUGACCAGAGAACAGGUUCCUGAAUUUACAGCUGAAGAUGCCUAUGCAUUUCUUGUUAAGUGGUUUGAAAGAUUUCUUCAGUAUAAGCAUAGAGAGUUCUACAUUGCUGGAGAAAGCUAUGCAGGGCACUAUGUUCCUCAGUUGUCUCAAAUUAUUUAUGAGAGAAACAAGGGAAUCAAGAAUCCAGUGCUAAAUUUCAAGGGAUUUAUGUUGAUUGGUGUGGAACCAACUGAAAGUUCAGUGCUGUCAGGUGGAAAACCUGAAACAGAUCUCACAUGUUGGAUUACUAGCUUGCUCUGCAGCGAUGUGUUAGAAAAGAUGCUGGUAAGUAAUUGCACUCCAAGCAAUCAAUAAUAAGUUGCAGAACUCCAAAUCACAAUGCUUUUAUCCUCAUGUAAGUGACUGGUAAAUGGUUUGGGAAUCUAUUUGGUUUAUAAAUAAAUUUUUCGAGGUAUAUAAUUUAAAAUAAAAUAUAGAAUCCUAAUUGAGAAAUUGGAAACAUAUGGAAUUUGAAAAAGAUUUGUUUAUUAUAAAAAUAAAUGAUUAAAUUGAUUAUAAUCUCGAGGAUCUUUUAGCAUGUUAUGACUAAUGUAACCUUUUAUUUUGAUUGGGCAAACAAUUAAGUAUUAGAUUGACCAAUUGUCCUAUAAAAAGUUUCAAUAGUGUGUAUAUUUUUGUCGUUUCUUUAGAAACAUUAAUGCUGAAUUGGUAAAAUGCAUUGUUAUGACUUAUGAUCACCAUUCAUUGGUUUAUGUCAGUAAGAGCUUUUGGGAACUGGACACAUACUAUUAGCUUGUGGUGCUUGAAUCCAGCUGUUGUGUUUAGAGAUGUUGCUGAUCUUUCUUUAUCCUUUUAGUUUUCAAUAAUGAAGGCAUCAAUUUUACUUUCUCAUCACAUGUAGAUACUUUCUCAUCACCAGCAACGCUUUUUUAUUUAAACUUAAAUUGAUCAUGUUGUUGUUUACUUAUGAUAUGAUUAAGGUUAGUUCAAGAAAUGGAUAUUAGUAUAAGCUUACAGACUAUAAAUUUAUAGUUGAUAGUCCUAAUCAGUUACCUCAUUUGAAAUUUUGUUUUUAUUUGAGAUAAUGGCAUGUCCUGUUUAAGAUGUAUCAAUUCCUUUUACCUUUCGCAUAUUUUUUUCUGCUAAUCCCAUUAUAUGAUUAUGUUUGUUUACUGAUAAUUCCAAUCUCUAAAGGUUAGUCUAUUUGGUGUUUAAGCUUAACCGAUAGUUUCUAUGGCUAUAGAUAAUAGUCUUUUAACAGAAUUUACAAUUAUAAUAAUUCAGUUUAAGUAAAGAGUUGAGUUUUUAGUUUUCUUGCUGCUAACCAUAUCUAUGAGAUUUUCGCAUGCAAUUCAAAAUGGCAUUCAACCUAUAUAAGGAGAGUGCAAUCUUGCUUGAAAGGGUGGGAAUAUUAAAACGAGAGCUUGAAGACCAAAAGAUCAAGUGCAAUUCAAAAUACAUGAAGUAAUCAAGAAAGCAUUGAUGAUGUGAAGUGGACUUUGUUAUUAUCAUCAUGUCAUUCUCCUCUGGAUUAUUCCUUAUAGUUUUACAUCAUUUUAUUUAAUUUAGAAAAGAAAUAGCAACAUUUUGUAUGCCUCAUGUAUUACGAAACGAGCGAAAGCAUAAUAAAAAAAAGUAUAUUUUUAA
Molecule: messenger RNA, 2386 nt
Organism: Arachis ipaensis
Lineage: Eukaryota; Viridiplantae; Streptophyta; Magnoliopsida; Fabales; Fabaceae
Source: RefSeq, a predicted model, not a curated record